CGUUAUAUAACUUGCACGAGGAACCGGUUUAACAUCAUACAGCUAUAGAAAACUGCAACUUUCUCAGUAGUUACAGGGUCUCACGACUGAGAAUUUCGACGUUUUCGUGUGAGCUAAAUAAAAAAAACUUAAAACUUUUUUGUGUGUCUUAGCAAGGCCAGAAUUUCUGUGCUAAAAAGAUAAAUGGCAAAAUUUCUAGGAACAGAUUUUGUUGUAAUUUUAAGAGGACUGAAUGCUGUUUCAAGAGCAGCAGCAAAUAUCACAGAAGCAGAGCUAAGAGAAGCAUGGGCAUUUUCUAGUUCUUCACGCCCCCAGUUGCAGAAUUUAUUUGUCAAAAGUUGCAAGCCAGAAGAUAUAGCUAAGAAUGUCAAAGAUGUUGCAGGAAGAACAUUUGCUGUAGUGGAGGGUCUUAAAAAAUAUACUUCUGUAGCAGCCCAGAAGUUAAUGAAAACAAACCUUAAUCUAUCUCAGCCCUCGAAAACUACACAGGAGAAUGCAAAAAUAUUCUCAGAUCCAUUUCCAAACCCAGAGGCUCAGGAACAACCAGAACGUGUGAAUGAAACUAAUGGGGGACCUUUGGAUACCCCCCCACAGUCCACUGUUUGUGAUGCUUCUCCUCUCGCAAAACCUGAAAACCUCCUCAGAAACCAGAAGAUGCCUGAAGGAUCAAAAGAAUUAUCUGCUUCUGGCUCUACCUCUUCAGCUUUCAGAUCUCCAGUGUUGUUUCAAAAGUCAGAUGUAAAAUCUCAUUUCAAGCCACAUGUUGAACAAAAAUCGGGAAAUGCGGUGGAACCUGGAAAACCAAAUGUGCCCAUUCCACCUGUUGCCAAAAAAAAUCGAGUCCCUAAAUUGAGCGAAACAUCACGUGAAGUUGCUGUUCCGUCUUCAAGAAUCGGCCGAAUAGUUUCAUAUGGAAGCUUGGCGGCUGGCUUGGGAGUGGGAGCCUUAGCGGAGAUUUCUCGCCGAACACUUGGCAUGAAUAAAACACAGGCGACAGAAAACAAUGUGACUACCGUACUCGGCUCCAAUCCCUUCUUAACCGAUGCAAAUGCUGAACGGAUUGUGAAUACUCUCUGCAAAGUACGGGGGGCUGCGCUUAAAUUGGGACAGAUGCUAAGCAUGCAAGACGAUUCUCUCAUCAAUCCGCAGCUACAGAAAAUAUUCGAGCGAGUGAGACAGUCAGCUGAUUUUAUGCCUGUUCGGCAAAUGGAGAGUGUUUUGAUUAACGAACUCGGGCCUGACUGGAGAAGCAAGUUAAAAGAUUUUCAAGAAAAGCCUUUUGCCGCAGCUUCUAUUGGUCAAGUUCAUUUAGCAACGCUCCUUGACGGUCGUCAGGUAGCUAUGAAAAUUCAGUAUCCUGGAGUUGCAAAGGGGAUAGAAAGUGAUAUCAACAACUUGGUGGCUAUUAUGAAUAUGUGGAACAUCAUUCCAAAAGGAAUGUACAUGGAAGAAUUUAUUAAAGUAGCCAAAGUUGAAUUGGCUUGGGAGGUAGAUUAUCUACGAGAAGCCGAAUGUGCUAGGAAAUUUGCAGAAUUGGUCAAAGACAUGCCGUACUAUAAAAUCCCUGCUAUCAUUGACGAUUUAAGCACAAAACAAGUCAUAACAUCGGAAUUUGUCGAAGGGAUUUCAAUGGAAGAAUGCAUGAAAUUGGACCAAGAAACUCGUAAUGAUGUGGCAGAGAAAAUGCUUUUCCUGUGUCUUAUCGAGGUGUUCCAGUUCCGUUUUAUGCAAACCGAUCCAAACUGGGCCAACUUCAUGUAUGACCCGCUGACUCGAGAAGUAAUUCUUAUUGACUUUGGUGCAAGCCGAGAGUAUUCAAAGGAAUUUGUCAACAAAUAUAUCAAAAUAAUUGAAGGGGCCGCUAAAGGUGAUCGCCAGCAAGUUCUUGAAUACUCUCAAGUGUUGGGAUUUCUGACAGGAUAUGAAAGCAAGGUAAUGAAAGAUGCCCAUGUUGAAGCUGUAAUGGUUCUUGGUGAGGCAUUUCGACAUAACGAGCCUUUCGAUUUCGGGACACAAGAUACUACACGGCGAGUGCAAAAGUUGAUUCCAGUUAUGCUUUCUCAUCGUCUGUGUCCUCCUCCACAAGAAACUUACUCUCUUCAUCGGAAAAUGUCUGGAGCGUUUCUUCUAUGCGCCAAAUUGGGUGCCAAGAUCAACUGCAAAGCAUUUUUCGACUCUGUAAUCGAGAAGUACCAUGCCCAACCGAAAUAGUUCUUAGGUUAGAAAAAAAUUUAAAAACAUCGAUGCCUAAGAUCAAAAUAGAAAAUACAUAAGUUAUUACAUUUUA
Daphnia magna is the source of this 2287-nucleotide messenger RNA. It is a transcript of the gene Coq8, whose product is annotated as atypical kinase COQ8B, mitochondrial. Lineage: Eukaryota; Metazoa; Arthropoda; Branchiopoda; Diplostraca; Daphniidae. The coding region runs from base 184 to 2211 and encodes 675 amino acids. Gene Ontology annotation, molecular function: kinase activity. Gene Ontology annotation, cellular component: extrinsic component of mitochondrial inner membrane. The record is from RefSeq and is a predicted model, not a curated record. Gene Ontology annotation, biological process: ubiquinone biosynthetic process. The transcript has 11 exons.